Messenger RNA from Aspergillus candidus, 360 nucleotides. RefSeq lists its product as uncharacterized. The record is from RefSeq and is a predicted model, not a curated record. Bases 1 to 360 code for a protein of 119 amino acids. Lineage: Eukaryota; Fungi; Ascomycota; Eurotiomycetes; Eurotiales; Aspergillaceae. The transcript has a single exon.
AUGCCAGAUCCGUACUCCGUUCCAGUGGAACCAUUCCGCUAUGACCUUCCGGACGACUGUGCAAUCAAGUUCACCCAUGGCGAUCUCCAUCCCAGUAACAUCAUUGUCACCCCGUCCGCCCCUCACCAUACCCUGGCGAUUGUCGACUGGGAGCAGUCUGGUCUGCUGCCCGAGUACUGGGAAUCUUGCAAGGCGCGAUAUGCCUAUUUUAGAACCGAGGAUUGGUCGACGACCUAUCUGCCCAUGAUCUUGGAUCACUUUGCUAGUACUUGGGAUUCAUGGGACUACUACAUGUCGUCGAUGGGACCUGAAGUCAUUACUUACGCACUGUUAGACAUUUUUCCUCGCAGCCGCCACUGA